AUGAACAUUGACCAGCCUCCUAUGCCCACUCCCUCACCCGGUGCACUACAAUCCACCGAUCCCUCUUCAGGACCAAAGCCACAGGCCUCCACUCCUCCUCCCACACAACAGGACAUUGAGGCCAACUUCCCGUCCCAAGAACCAAAGUUUGAAGAGUUCUCUGUUAGAAAAAACGCCCCUGGACCACCUCCUCCCCUUGUUCCGGCGGAACCCCUCCUCAAGAAUGAAAUCCAGCAGAUUACGGCCAAGGAAUUUGAACAAUCAAUUAAAGCGGCUGAACAUGCUACCGAAGGACUCCCCAACCUCAAGCUCCCUCGCAGUGUCAAAGACCUGGUUGAAUUGCUUGGCCGUACCCUCACCACCACCAAACGCAGUGAGUAA
Molecule: messenger RNA, 381 nt
Organism: Puccinia graminis f. sp. tritici CRL 75-36-700-3
Lineage: Eukaryota; Fungi; Basidiomycota; Pucciniomycetes; Pucciniales; Pucciniaceae
Exons: 2
Coding region: 1-381 (126 amino acids)
Source: RefSeq, a predicted model, not a curated record